AUGCCCUUGUCGACCCUUCCAGCCGCGGCGGAGGCGGCGCCGGCACCAGCGCCGGCCGCCGGAAUCAGUGCCGAACUGGGCGGGCUUCCGCCGGAACUCAUCUCCUGCAUCCUCCACAGGCUCGACCCGUUCCAGAUCAUGCUGGACGCCGACAAGGUGUGCCGCUCCUGGCGCCGCGCCGCGCGGGACGAGCCCGAGCUCUGGCGCCGCAUCGACAUGCGAGGCUACCAGGCGCUCUCCGACCGGAACCUGGUCGACCUCAACCAGAUGAUCGACGCCGUGCGGCGCAGCCAGGGGCAGUGCCAAGCGUUCUGGGGAGAGGGCACCAGCCUCCACUACGGCGUCCUCCGCUGCCUCGCCGACCAGUGA
Messenger RNA from Setaria italica (foxtail millet), 369 nucleotides. RefSeq names its product F-box protein SKIP19-like. Gene Ontology annotation, molecular function: protein binding. The coding region runs from base 1 to 369 and encodes 122 amino acids. The record is from RefSeq and is a predicted model, not a curated record. The transcript has a single exon. Lineage: Eukaryota; Viridiplantae; Streptophyta; Magnoliopsida; Poales; Poaceae.